Messenger RNA from Carica papaya (papaya), 2065 nucleotides. It is a transcript of the gene BSK6, whose product is annotated as kinase with tetratricopeptide repeat domain-containing protein. NCBI's taxonomy places the organism in Eukaryota, Viridiplantae, Streptophyta, Magnoliopsida, Brassicales, Caricaceae. Gene Ontology annotation, biological process: brassinosteroid mediated signaling pathway; protein phosphorylation. The record is from RefSeq and is a predicted model, not a curated record. Gene Ontology annotation, molecular function: protein binding; protein kinase activity; ATP binding.
CACACAUAUUCGCCAUUUUCAUAAACAUAAAAACAAAAUCUAAUUCUAACCAUUUCCCUUUUCUCACAGAGAGAGAGAGAGAGAGAGAGAGAGAGCAGGCUUAGGAUAGGUAGCUAAAAAGCUGAAACGACUUCUCUCGGAUCCACAUACACCAUUUCUCUCUUCCUCUCAAUCUCAAACCUGAAACGCCUUUCGCUGAACUGGAAUCGCAGGGCUGCAAUGUUCGCCAUUUGAUCCUUUGACCUCCGGUUAACUCUUUCCUAUCUCAUCCAUUACCGUGAUGGGAGCCCGUUGUUCUAAGUUCUCCUUCUGCUGGUUCCACUCUCACCUAAAAGCCUCCGUCCUCGAAUCAUCUGAUCUCGAAAAUGGGGGCAAAAACGACCGAAAUACAUGGCCGAGUUUCGGUGAGUUCAGCUUGGAGCAACUGAAAGCAGCCACGUCUGGUUUCUCCCCGGAUAACAUAGUCUCGGAGCACGGUGAAAAAGCUCCCAAUGUUGUAUAUAAAGGGAAGCUCGAUAAGGACCGUUAUAUCGCCGUUAAGCGAUUUAACAGACUCGCGUGGCCUGAUCCACGCCAAUUUCUCGAGGAGGCGAAAUCGGUGGGAAAUCUGAGAAGUGAAAGGUUGGCGAAUCUAAUUGGGUGUUGCUGCGAAGGCGAUGAGAGGUUGCUUGUUGCCGAGUUUAUGCCCAAUGAAACACUUGCCAAACAUCUUUUCCACUGGGAGAACCAGCCCAUGAAAUGGGCAAUGAGGUUAAGGGUGGCACUAUAUUUGGCACAAGCCUUGGAGUACUGUAGUAGUAAGGGAAGAGCUUUAUAUCAUGAUCUCAAUGCUUACAGGAUUUUGUUUGAUAAGGAUGGUAAUCCCAGGCUGUCUUGUUUUGGCCUUAUGAAGAAUAGUAGAGAUGGUAAAAGUUACAGUACGAACUUGGCUUUUACUCCUCCUGAAUACUUGAGAACAGGUCGAGUGACACCAGAAAGUGUUGUGUACAGCUUCGGUACCCUGUUGCUGGAUCUUAUGAGUGGCAAACAUAUCCCUCCAAGUCAUGCACUUGACUUGAUUCGUGGAAAGAAUUUUCUGAUGCUAAUGGACUCUGCUUUGGAGGGUCAUUUUUCCAAUGAUGAUGGAACUGAACUAGUGCGACUAGCUACCCGUUGUUUACAGUAUGAAGCUCGUGAGAGGCCAAAUGCAAAGUCCCUUGUCACUGCUUUGAUGUCACUUCAGAAAGAAUCAGAGGUCCCAUCUUAUGUUUUGAUGGGUAUCCCAAAUGAAGCGGCAUCUGCAACACAGCCAUUGUCAUUGACACCUUUUGGUGAGGCUUGCUUGAGAAUAGAUCUUACUGCCAUACAUGAAAUAUUAGAGAAGACCGGAUACAAGGAUGAUGAGGGGAUUGCCAAUGAGCUAUCCUUUCAAAUGUGGACCAGCCAAAUGCAGGAGACAUUGAAUUCUAAAAAGCAUGGGGAUACUGCUUUUCGAGCAAAGGAUUUUUCUACUGCCAUUGAUUGCUAUACACAAUUCAUUGAUGGCGGGACAAUGGUUUCACCAACUGUGUAUGCCAGGCGCUGCUUAUCGUACUUGAUGAAUGACAUGGCACAAGAAGCCCUCGGAGAUGCCAUGCAAGCGCAGGUUGUGUCUCCCGAGUGGCCAACUGCAUUAUAUCUUCAAGCGACCUGCCUUUUCAGUCUUGGCAUGGAAGCAGAUGCACAAGAAACACUUAAAGAUGGCACUAACUUGGAGGCGAAAAGGAACAAGAAUUAAAUAUGUAUAGGUUCUUUUGUUUUUAUAUAUAUUUCUCCUUUCCCCACAUUGCUUUGUUCAGGCUCUUGUAUUUAUUCCUCAUUUCUCAGCUUUAUCUGGUUUUCAUAUUUGAGCUCUCACCAUCAGAGUUCACACGAUCCUUGGGUAUUUGGUUUGGCUUUUAAUAUUUUAAUCUCAAGAUUCGGGUGACGCAUGUUUUACAAACCUAAAAAUCUAGAGGAUAUAUCACCUUUCCUUUUGAGGAAAGGUUGUAUCUCAUCUUUCUUGCUUCUUAGCAAACUGCCAUAGCAUUGGAAGAAGGAUUUAAUA